UCCUGCAUUUGUUGUGAUUCGACUGAGGAAACGGUUUGUUGUUUUAAGCAUUUAAAACGUUUAAAUCACUGCCCCCAGACGGACUAUUUAUGUUGUUACAGUUGAUGUAAAACGAAGCGCAUCCACACGCGUUACAGAAAAGACGUGUCUCAUUUCGCUCUUUAUAUCGUGAAUCAGUUUAUAAUAAACAUUAAUUCAGUCACGGAGUGUCGAAGAACACCGAAAGUAAAGCUACUGAGAUCCAUGUGACGUAAAGAUGGCGUCUAUUAAAGAGGAGAGUGAAGACAUUAAGAUUGAAGAUACUGAGGAACAAACAGAACUGAACAGUGACACUGUGAAACAGAGAACUGAACUGUGAGAUGUUACUUUUUUGAAAUCUGAUGCCACUGAAAGACGAGAGUGAAGUACUUGAUGAAAUCAAAAAUCAUGAUAUCGUAACUGAAGAAAUAUCUGAUAAAACUUCCUCACAAAAAAGUAAUUUCACCUGCCAACAGUGUGGAAAGGGUUUCUCUUUAAAGGCAAGCCUGAAACGCCACAUGGAUGCUCACUCUGGAAAAAGGCCUUACGCCUGCCAGCAGUGUGGAAAGUGUUUCAAUAGAAAAGGAACCCUUGAAGACCACAUGAGUAUUCACACUAAAGAAAAGCCUUACACAUGCCCUCAGUGUGGAAACUGUUUCACUCAGCAAGGAAACUUUAACAGGCACAUGAGAGUUCACACUGGAGAGAAGCCUUACGCCUGCAAACUGUGUGAAAAGAGCUUUACAACAAAACUAAACCUUAAGUAUCAUAUAAACAGUCACACUGGUGAGACGCCAUUUACAUGUGAUCAGUGUGAAAGAAGAUUCCGAUAUAAGAUAACCCUUAAAAGGCACAUGAAGAUUCACUUAAGAGAGAGCAGUUUUACAUGUCAUCAGUGUGAAAUGAGUUUCUCAGACAGCAAAAACCUUACGAAUCAUAUGAUUACUCACACUGGAGAGAAACCACACAUGUGCCUUCAAUGUGGAAAGACUUGCUCAAACAAUACAAAUCUUGCUGUUCACAUGAGAGUUCACACUGGAGAGAAGCCUUUCACCUGCCCUCAGUGUGGAAGGAGCUUCAGAUUCAUAGGAAACUUACAGACUCACAUGAGAGUUCACACAGGAGAGAGGCCUUACAUCUGCCCUCAUUGUGGAAACCGCUUCAAAUUUAUUGGGAACUUUCAGGUUCACAUGAGAAUUCACACAGGAGGGAGGCCUUACAAGUGUCUUGAGUGUGACGAGAGUUUCACAUAUAAGAGAGACCUGAAACACCAUCUGCUGACUCACUCUGGAAAGGAUUUCUAGUGUUUCUUCAGUGCCAAGAGAUUUACAAAAUAGAGCAAUUAAAAAAAAAAUCACCUGCCAUUCUGUCUAGAGAAUAGCAAAUUGUGAAAUACAAUUUGGCUCUGCAAUUUAAAUGGAACUAGAAAAUACUAGUAAUGCUGUAAAAUGUCAACAAGUUUCAAAUAUGAAUAGUUGUGAGUAGGGAUGCACAAUAUUGGAUAUUUGCCGUUAUUUUUCAACUACCGUAUUUUCCGGACUAUAAGUCGCACUUUUUUUCAUAGUUUGGCUGGUCCUGCAACUUAUAGUCAGGUGCGACUUAUUUUUCAGAAUUAAUUUGACAUGAACCGAGAGAAAUGAACCAAGAGAAACAUUUCUGUCUACAGCCGCAAGAGGGCGCUCUAUGCUGCCAGAGAUGCUGCUCAGUGUUCCUGUAGUCUGCACUGAAAACAUAGAGCGUAGACGGUAACGUUUUCCCUUGGUUCUUGUUUCUAAAUAAAUAUGACUUAUAGUCCAGUGCGACUUUGUUUUUUUUUUAAUCGUCAAGAAGUAUUUUUGGACUGAUGCGAAUUAUAGUCCGAAAAAUAUGUUAAAUGUAGCCGAUGCCAAUAUAUUUUAAUUUGUUUGUAAACAACACUAAGGCUCUCCUGUGCAUUAUGUACGAAUUAUUCUUUUUGUUGUUGUUUUUAAAAACUCUUAUUAGAAUUAAAAAACCAUGAAGUUAUUUUAUAAUUACAGUACAUUGAGAGAUUAAAAAAUAACUGAAUCAACUAAAUCAAUGGCUGCAUUUGUUUUUUUAGAUGGGAGGCAGUGGUAACCCUAACAUUUUUCUAACAAGAUUUUACAUUUGUACAUGGUCUAAAGCAAAAGAGAGGGAUAAAUUAGAGGUUAGAUUAAAAGGAAUAGUUCACUCCAAAAUGAAAAUGUCAUUUCCUCACCCUCAUGUCAUUCCAAACCUGUAUGAGCUUCCCCAUUGACUUCCAUAAUAAGGAAAAAUACUUUGGAAGUCAAUGGGGAACUAUAACUGUUUGAUUACCAGCAUUCUUCAAAAUAUAUUGUUUUGUUUCCAACAUAAGAAACUUAUACAGGUUUGGAUUGAUUGGUAAUCUGUUUAAAAAAAAAAAAAACAUUACUCAUCAAUGUACAAAUCUGUAUAUAUCAUAAGUGUCAGAUUUGUGAUGUAAUUUAAUUUUAAUCAUGUAAGCUAUAGCUUCUGACCUUAAAAUCAGAACAUACUUGUAAUAAAAAUGCUAGUAACUGAUGUCAAUUGUUACUAAAUUACAAGUAGGCCUGUAGCGCCCCCAAAGUAAAUAAAAGACCUUAGCAGGCAUUAACUACAGACAGGCAAAUUUUGUGUAUGCAUUCUCAAAAUAAUCUAAUCACCAUUCAGCAAAAUGUUCACUUCAAGAAUGUUCACACUGCUGAUAUGAUCUUAUAGCUAGCACACCCUGAGCAUGUGACUUAUUUGUGUUAUCGGCAAGGUAUUUCGUCAUAAUUUUUCAUACCAGGCCGAUGCCGAUAAUUACUUUUUAAGCCAUUAUUGUCAAAGUCCGAUAACAUUCUGAUAAUAUCGUGCAUCCCUAGUUGUGAGAUGGUCUAUAAUUGUGAUUGUAAAGAGGUGUCUUUCAUAUAUUUGAUUCAGUUUAAUAUUUUGGAAUAAAAAUUUUCAAACAAAAACUUUGCUGUGAAAUGGCAAUGUAACCUGAAUUAAAUAAUGAACAUUGUGGUGCGUUAUUUUAGUGAGAGAGUGCAAACAACAGCACAUGUUGUCAGUCUGGACUUUAAUAUGGAUAUUGUUGGGGCUCAUCUGAGGUUUAUUUCAGAAAGCAGGUUUAACUUACCAUCUACUAAACCCUGAACUCUCUGAUUAACCCCAAAUCUUCCAAAUCCCAAAAAAAAACUUCUGUGUUUAAAUUCAUUCAACCCAGAUUAUGUUCCUAGUUAACGCGCAAAACAUUCUCAACAGAGUGAUGAAUCGACAAGAUAUGUAUUUUUAUUGUCGAAAUACAUUAUAGAAAAUGCAGAUAAUCCAUAAUGUGAGAUGAUAAUUUAACAUAAAAAUGUAUAGUAUAAUAAAUAUAUUACUUUAUGUAACACAUACUGGUUUAAAAAAAAAGUAUAGCCUGAAUGCACUGUAAGUCGCUUUGGAUAAAAGUGUCUGCUAAAUGCAUAAAUUAAAUUAAAAAAUUACAUAU
Molecule: messenger RNA, 3493 nt
Organism: Carassius gibelio (silver crucian carp)
Lineage: Eukaryota; Metazoa; Chordata; Actinopteri; Cypriniformes; Cyprinidae
Product: gastrula zinc finger protein XlCGF8.2DB-like
Exons: 4
Coding region: 381-1322 (313 amino acids)
Biological process (GO): regulation of transcription by RNA polymerase II
Molecular function (GO): RNA polymerase II cis-regulatory region sequence-specific DNA binding; DNA-binding transcription factor activity
Source: RefSeq, a predicted model, not a curated record